Paramecium pentaurelia is the source of this 778-nucleotide messenger RNA. NCBI's taxonomy places the organism in Eukaryota, Ciliophora, Oligohymenophorea, Peniculida, Parameciidae. The record is from the annotation of a GenBank genome assembly.
AUGAGAACCUCUUAAAGUGAGAACAUAACUUGUACAGCAUUAAAACACCUAAAGAACUAAAAGUUAUAUGAAAUAAUAUUGCUCAAAGAGAGGGUGGCUCUUUUAUAAAAAGAAUCACAAAAUAUUGAGUAAAGAGCAAAUCCUCUUAAGUCAAAACUACUCAAAAAUGUAGAGGAAUCAAAAAGACUCUAUGAAGAUAUAAAAUAGAAAGUAUAGUUAUUAAUUAUAAGGAAUAAGAGUAUAAAUUAUUUAUUUAAAGUGAAAAGGAAAAAGAAUAUAAUGCAAAAAGAUAGAAAAAGAACUUUAUUUAGUUUUCUUCAAAUGAAGCAUUGAAAUUUGCUAGACAGCAUGUUUAAUAAGAAAAGAAAGAAUAAGCGUAUUAAAUAAAAUAGCUUCAUCAAUAGGAUAAACUAAUGAUAAAAAAGAAUAAGGAUUAGCAAAUGAAUGAAAAAAUUAAAAAAAAGUACUUUAAAGUUUAUUAUAAUUAGAUGUUAAGUAUUAAAUGAGGAAAAGUAAGCUUAGUAGAAAAUAAAAGAAUUUUAACAAAUUAAAUAAGAAAAUUUUCAGAAAAUAACUUAAUUUCAAAAGUUGUUGAUUUAAUAGGAUUUAUAUAGUUAAGAAUAAGAAAUCAAAGCUCUUGAAGAAUAAGAAAUGAGGUUUUUACAGAAAUUGUAAUAAAGCAAAUCGUAAUAGCUCUAAUUUAAGAAUUAAGUCAAGGAUGCAAUGGAAUUAAAUGUAGAGGAUUAUAAAAAAAAGUAUCCAAAAAAAAAGAAAUGAG